Drosophila ficusphila is the source of this 1686-nucleotide messenger RNA. RefSeq names its product zinc finger CCCH-type with G patch domain-containing protein. Lineage: Eukaryota; Metazoa; Arthropoda; Insecta; Diptera; Drosophilidae. The transcript is spliced from 3 exons. The record is from RefSeq and is a predicted model, not a curated record. Gene Ontology annotation, cellular component: nucleus. The coding region runs from base 140 to 1681 and encodes 513 amino acids. Gene Ontology annotation, molecular function: metal ion binding; DNA-binding transcription factor activity, RNA polymerase II-specific; RNA polymerase II cis-regulatory region sequence-specific DNA binding. Gene Ontology annotation, biological process: regulation of transcription by RNA polymerase II; negative regulation of DNA-templated transcription.
GUUCAAUACAGCUAUGGUUAGGUUUAUAGCACUACAAGUUGUUUAAAAUCCUUUAUUUUAUCAAUUUUGGAACACCAGCACCAGCAGUAUUAAAAAUUUUAUAAAUCCAGAAGCCGCGACAUGAUUUUGAGCCAAAACUAUGGAUGAAUACGAAGCACAAUUGCUCGUUGUGGAACAGGCGCUAGGAAAUGCCACAGAUGAAUCGCAACGCCAGGAACUUUUGGCCCUCAAAACAAAUCUGCAGGAGCUACUGGCUCUCACGCAAGCUACAGAAGAUGAACCACCGACCGACGGAGUACCUCAGCAGGGAGACGACCUGGACGUCGAGCUACAGCGGCUCAGGAGCGAACUGAACGACCUGGAGGAAACGGGCGCCACACAAGCGGCGGCGGAUGAGGAGCGGCAACUGGCGGAACUGCGGGCCAAGUAUACAGCCAUGGUGGGCGAAAAGUGCUCCGCUCCUCACGAGCACAGUUGGGGCGUUUGUUACCACAAUGCUCUAAUCUGCGGAGUAGACGACGAGGUUAUUAUGAACGGUGAUGGUGUCUUGGAUGUUCGGUUGAGGGUACUCUUCACGAAUCCCACGCAUCGGGAAAUGCUUCCCUGCUCCUAUUUUCUCGAGGGCGAGUGUCGUUUUGAUGAGUCGAGGUGUCGCUUUUCUCAUGGCGAGUUGGUUACCGGCAGCUCCAUUAAAAAGUACAACCCACCCGAUUUCCAUAAGCUUGCGCGCAGUCGUCCAGUUUUUGCCCUGCUGGCGGACCGCUUGUGGCACCGCGGUCGAGUGCUUUGUGUUAACUUCGUAGAACAGGUGUGCCGGGUGCGAUUGGAUGCACAAGAUCACAAGGAGCGGGAGCGUGACUUUAAGUUUGAGGAGCUCUUUCCGCUAACCACCGAUCAGGAUGAGGACGACGAACUCUCAAGCGAUGAGAGCAACUCCAGUAUGAACGACGAGAGCAGUGACGAAGAAGAGUCAGAAAUGGAUGACCUGGAGGAGGCCAGGAGAGCUCGCAUGGUCGAGUUGAGUUUGUUUACUUUCAAACCAACGGAACGGCUGGGCGCUUGGGAAGAGUUUACAAGGGGCAUCGGCUCCAAACUCAUGGAAAAAAUGGGCUACAUUCAUGGUACUGGUCUUGGCUCCGAUGGAAGGGGAAUUGUAACGCCUGUUAGUGCCCAAAUACUUCCUCAGGGUCGAUCCUUGGACGCCUGCAUGGAGCUGCGUGAGGCUGCCAACGGGGAUAAGGACUUUUUCAGCGUGGAACGAAAGCUGAAAAAAGCCCAGCGAAGUCAGCGAAAAGCGGAUGAGAAGGCCUACGUGCGGGAGUCGCAACGUACGGAUGUUUUUACAUUUUUAAACGCAAGUGUUCUAGGCCCCGGAGAAAGCAACCAACAAGUUGUGCAGGUGCCCAAAAAAGCGAAGACUAACGAACUACAACAACAUUCGACCAAAACUCUCAACGUAGAAACUGUCCGAAUAGCUGAUGAGAUCCGUCGAAAACAGAGGGAUAUGGCAAAGGUAAAACAGUCAUUGGACCGCAAUUCUGGAGAUGUACAGCUACAGAAACGACUACAAGAGCAGAUGCAUGGCCACAAACAGGAACUGGCCACGCUGCAAGCCCAGGAGCGCAGCUUGAGCAAGGAGCAGCAGACGCGCAAGAGCAAGAAUAAAAUGUUUGAGUUUUAAUAUGA